CCACAGACAGGGGAGUGGUCUGAUCAUAAAAAAUGGACUGAGCUCGACCACAACUUCCCCCUGCUGCUCAACCCUGGCUUUCUUUGUAGCACUGCGUCAUCACCACACUAAACCAACCGACUCGUCUGCCCUGCUCAACCUAUAUGCUGGUUACUGACUGAGCAGUCCGACGCCCGGUAAAAAGAGCUUGUCGCCGCUGUCUACUGUUGCGGUGUGUCCUAUUGUAUCCUUGUUGCUGUGACAAUGGGAGGCAGAUUCCAGGUUCUUUCAGUUCUUCCUCUGUGGUUGUGCUUUGGCAGCGCUGCGGCCCUGGUUGAGCCUCAGAUCUGCUACAUCCUGGACGCCAUCUUGUUUCUGUACGGUAUCAUCCUCACCGUGCUAUACUGCAGGAUCAAGUAUUUCCCACAGACGGCUCCGGCGACUGGGACUGGGACAGCAAAGCCAGUGAAUGCAGAGGAGAGCAUCUAUACGGGAUUGACUCCUCAUGCUGCAGACACCUACCAGAGCAUCGGUCAGAAGAAAGGCUUGCACUAGUCCGAGGAUGAGUUGAAGAAAGAGAAAGUUUGACUCUUUCCAUUUGUUAAAUCACUUUAGUGUUUCCAGGUAUUUCCCAUGCAUCUUAUGUAUUUAUUUAACAUAGCUUUUGAGCGAAAAUGUAACGUUUUUAAAAAAAAAUAUUUGCAAUUCAUAUGUGAAAGCCUCCUUUGUAUGUUGUGGUAUGUGUCUCGAAAGAGAGAGAAACGUGAGAAGAGCAAAAGAGGGAAGAAGUUGAGCAGUGGGUAAAAAUGUAUUUACGAUUGUUUUGACAGUAGCUAGGUUUGCAUCCAAUUUGCGACAGAUUUUCAUGUAAAUAUGAUCAAAUCUGCAUAAAAUAAUAUGCGUAUUUUCCCACCAGAUAUGUUUUACUGACUUUAUGAGGAUACAAUCCUGUGCGUGAUAACGUAGUGCACGUACAAAUAUAUUUUACGGUUAAAUUCCCAUGUACCGAAUGAAAAAUACAAUUUCUAUUGCAUUUUCAACUCUACUGAAAAUUAGUCACAAAAACUGUUGCAUUGAAUAGAAAAAGUACCCGAGUUGGUCUUGGCACAUGCGCUCUAGCCAACACCUAGCAGAUACCGUGCGGGUAGGCUACCUGUUAUGAGAUUAUUAUAAGAGCGAUAUUAUUUGUAAUGGUCAAACCUAAUCAUCGUUCGUCAUCUCACCAGUAUAAAACCCUCGAUGUUAAUUGUAUAGGAGCAAGCAAGCCAACAUCUUGAACAUUCACCACCCUGUGAAGUUCAUAAUUUAUUUCCUCUGUAGCCAAAUAAACUGCAUGCUUUCCCGAGUCGUAGUGGGAGAACCACACAACAUAUCAUUUCGUGACUCCCAAAUUUACUUCGAUAUGAUGGUUAUUAUAUCAAUAUUUGCGCAGAAAACGUUUCCGCCGCCAUUUCUCGCAUAAUUAAUUUUACCGACACAAAAGUAUCCCACCAUGUCGAACGAACAAAUUGUCUGUCAGUAUAAGAUUGUACAGGUGUUGUGUCAAAAAUCUCCCCUCUGCCAGAAUCGCCCCCCCCCCUUCUAAUUUCCUUCAUUUUGUUGCUAGAGUCAAAUACUUUCUGUGGCACACAUCAGAGUCAAAUACUUUCUAUAGAACAAACUUCACGUCAGGAUUGGCAACUGAAAUUAAUAAUCAAUGUAUGUGUGCUAUAAUUAAACAAAGGAGGGAGUAAAAUGUUGGCAAGGAAUAAACAUUUCAGAACAACUAUGGCUGAAUUAUUAUCUUUACAGAGAUGACGAAUUUUGGCAAAAAUAUGUAUUUAUAGACUAAUACAAAUCAGUAGCGGAUUUAGGAACUGGCGGCAUCUUGCCGGGGGCGGCACGGGGCGUUGAAGGGGGGGUCGCCCAGGGCGCCAUACAAACUAGAACGGCCACAUACACUUGAAACAAAUAGCCAAACCGAAAACUGAGUGAAGAGCUGAAAUCUCAACUAGCAGGCAAGUCGCAGCAAUGACGAACGCGGGGGGGGAAGGGGGGGAAUUCCGGCAUUUCAUGUUUCCAUAGCCCGGUCGUGACUUUUUUCAUGCGUCAGGUAAUUCUGCAUGAAAUGGAUGGAAAACUUGUUUGUGCAGCCUAUGUCUCCUUUGUAUGAUGCUUAUACUGAGUUUUUUUUUUUUUUAUCUAGCUCGAGAAUGAUGUUUUUGGUAUUUUCAAAACGAACGUCUCAAAUAUUUUUUAUAUAGGUUCAUAUACCGUUUUAUCAAAUCAUGUACAGUUUUUAACUAUUGAUAUUGGUGUUCUGAGUGUAUUUUUGGUAUUUUCAAAGUUUCAAAGUUUCUAUGGUGCAUAAUACAUUCUAAUAAAAUAUCAAACUGA
Messenger RNA from Salmo salar (Atlantic salmon), 2355 nucleotides. Its product is annotated as high affinity immunoglobulin epsilon receptor subunit gamma. Gene Ontology annotation, molecular function: IgE receptor activity. Lineage: Eukaryota; Metazoa; Chordata; Actinopteri; Salmoniformes; Salmonidae. The record is from RefSeq and is a predicted model, not a curated record. Gene Ontology annotation, biological process: cell surface receptor signaling pathway. Gene Ontology annotation, cellular component: Fc-epsilon receptor I complex.